ACAAAAAAAAACCCAAAUUUUUUAAAACACAAAUCCAUUCGUGUGCGUGCGGCUAAGUUAAAACAUUAAUGGACACUUGUUCAUUACUUUUUCUCUUCUCAUUCCUCCUCUUUGCCAUCAUCAUCGUGAUCAUCUUCAACAAGAUCAACGGUCUUAGAUCAUCCUUAGCUUCCAAGAAAAAAAUUAUUGAUCAUGUUAAUACUAACAGCCACGGACCAGUGUUUCCACAAGGAAGCUUGGGAUGGCCUGUCAUCGGAGAAACCAUCGAGUUUAUCUCUUCUGCUUACUCAGACCAUCCAGAGAGUUUCAUGGACAAGCGCCGACUUAUGUAUGGGAAAGUCUUUAAGUCGCAUAUAUUUGGAACUGCUACGAUCGUGUCGACGGACGCAGAAGUUAACAAAAUAGUUUUACAAAGCGACCCGACCGCCUUCGUGCCCUUCUACCCAAAAACGGUGAGGGAGCUAAUGGGAAAAUCGUCGAUACUUCUGAUAAACGGGAGUUUGCAUAGAAGGUUCCAUGGACUAGUCGGUUCGUUCUUAAAGUCACCACUUCUCAAAGCUCAAGUUGUCAAAGACAUGCACAAGUAUUUGUCCGAAUCCAUGGAUCAAUGGUCCGAGGACCAACCUGUUCUCCUUCAAGAUAUCUCCAAGACGGUUGCAUUUAAAGUACUUGCAAAGGCAUUGAUAAGUGUAGAGAAAGGAGAAGAGUUAGACGAGUUAAAGAAAGAGUUUGAACAAUUCAUCAAAGGGCUUAUGUCAUUGCCAGUUAACUUCCCUGGAACCCAACUUCAUAGAUCUCUCCAAGCUAAGAAGAAGAUGGUGAAGCAAGUUGAAAAAAUCAUAGAUGGCAAAGUUAGGAGAGCAAAAAACAAAGAAGAAGAUGAUGUGAUUGCAAAAGAUGUUGUGGAUGUGUUGCUUAAGGUCUCAAGUGAAAAUUUAACCCACAAUUUGAUUGCUAACAAUAUGGUUGACAUGAUGAUUCCUGGCCACGAUUCUGUACCUGUCCUCAUCACCCUCGCCGUCAAAUUUCUUUCCGAUUCUCCUAGUGCUCUUCAUUUUUUAACGGAAGAAAACAUGGAGCUGAAACGAUUGAAGGAAUUGACAGGAGAGCCACUAUAUUGGAAUGACUAUUUGUCAUUACCUUUUACACAAAAGGUCAUUACAGAGACACUGAGAAUGGGAAAUGUUAUAAUUGGAGUGAUGCGGAAAGCAAUGAAAGAUGUUGAAGUAAAAGGAUACGUGAUACCAAAAGGAUGGUGCUUCUUGGCUUAUCUCAGAUCAGUUCAUCUAGAUAAACUUUAUUAUGAGUCCCCCUACAAAUUCAAUCCCUGGAGAUGGCAAGAAAGGGACAUGAGCACGAGUAGUUUCAGUCCUUUUGGAGGUGGACAGAGAUUGUGCCCUGGUCUCGAUUUGGCCCGUCUUGAAGCUUCAAUUUUCCUUCACCAUCUUGUCACUCGCUUCAGAUGGACUACAGAAGAAGAUACAAUUAUAAAUUUUCCUACAGUGCAUAUGAAGAACAAGUUACCCAUUUGGAUCAAAAGAAGAUGAUUGUUGUGGAAAACGGAGAAUCAAUUUUGCAUUAUCAAAAGCUAAAAGGUUAAAGAAGCCACACGAGUGUUUGUAAGUGGGAGUGAAUGAAAGUGAUAGUGAGACAGAACAGACAACAUGAUGGAGUGUAGAGACAAAAAGGAAUCGCACGUGUAGGAAGCGACAGAACACGUGUUAACUAUUUGUCGUUUCCCGUCAAAAGGCAAAUAAGGACACAAUCACCAAACCUUAUGUUUGUUGAGUUGUCUGCAUGUAGACCCAACCUAGUGCUUAUUUCUUGUGUUGACCAUAAAACUUCUUGUUUUGUAGUCAAUGGUGCAUGAUAUUGAUAUAUGUAUACCUGAUGUAGAAUCCUAAUUUUCAUGAACUAUUCCUCUUCAAUCGUCAUAUUUCAUUA
This is a messenger RNA of Brassica oleracea var. oleracea, 1944 nucleotides long. Its product is annotated as 3-epi-6-deoxocathasterone 23-monooxygenase-like. The transcript is spliced from 7 exons. The record is from RefSeq and is a predicted model, not a curated record. Bases 69 to 1547 code for a protein of 492 amino acids. Gene Ontology annotation, biological process: multicellular organism development; brassinosteroid homeostasis; brassinosteroid biosynthetic process. Lineage: Eukaryota; Viridiplantae; Streptophyta; Magnoliopsida; Brassicales; Brassicaceae. Gene Ontology annotation, molecular function: iron ion binding; oxidoreductase activity, acting on paired donors, with incorporation or reduction of molecular oxygen, NAD(P)H as one donor, and incorporation of one atom of oxygen; heme binding.